AUGGAGACGACCCCGGCUGCUAAGGAGCGGAACGAGCUGUUCCAAAAACUGAAGCCAUGCUGCGUUCAGGUGAGCCAGCUGGCGAUCCGGGAGGCGGGAGACCCAAAGUCGCAUCGACAAGUGCUGCAGCUGGUCGAUCAAAUCCUCGACAUUCUGAACCAGCAGAUCUCUACGAACCCCCUGGCCCUGGACGAGAAACUUGCCGAAUAUGUCUUCUUCCCCCUCCACCACAUCUUUCGCCAGCUGGAACGAUACCCUAUGAGCGUAGUUGAAGACUGCGUCAAAAUUCUAACCAUUCUCAUCGUUCAUGGCUGGAAGACUAAGAUAUCCGCCAAGCUGGUGCAGCAGAUAUUCAGCUUUCUCAUCUUCAUCAUUGAUGGUGUUCCUGGAUCGCAGAAGCGGGACAUUCCCGAAGAGACGGUGCUUGAAGCUUUCCGGGCCGAAACAGCGCUUCUUACGACAGCGGGCUCAUCCCCGGUGGCGGCAGCAGGUCUCUCUGAGCCCGAAUCUAUACCGGCGCUUGGUCAUGGAAUUACCGUCAUGCUGGACGGAGUUGCCGAAGGUGCGAGCGCCGAGAUUCAGCAUGAGGCGCUGAGGAGUCUGGAAGCCGUUUAUGGUGCGAUCAAGGAGCAUGCUGCGCUGGCCAGCUUUCUCCCCGGCACUAUCUCAUCGCUUGCAAAGGUGCUGUCAAAGCCGUCUCGAUAUAAGAAGCUGGUAUUAGCCCGAUGUCUCGGGACUGUGCGGGUGGUUUUGACUCGGGUGCUGUCGGAUAUGCGGACACGAUCUAUUCUCGCCAAAGAAUCGGAAAGCCAAAGCCAUGAGGACAAGUCCAAGGUCCUCAGCCCGGCAUGGCUGAAGGCUACUGUGGCCCAAGUUCAAGUGGCGUUGUCGGUCAUGAUGAAGCUACGGACGCACGAGGCAGUCGAGGUCCGCGAGGCUCUCGGGCGACUAUGCGUAGCCUUGCUGGACGAGUGCCACACGACUCUGGCAAACUGCACCAACAUCCUCGUCGAAACAUCGGUGAUUCUUGACAAGGGGCCAGAUGAAGACUCAAUGACUGAAACAAACUUGAGAUAUCUGAUAAACAUUUAUCCUGAAUUGGGCGAGAGUGUCAAAUCAACAGUCUACAACUGGAUGUCGAGUCUUCCUCGUCUUGUACAAGCAAGCGAUGAGAAGGUCAAGGAGCAAGCAGUCUACAAUCUGACCAAGGGGAUUGAGUUGCUGCGAAGCCUUAGAAUCGAGUCCUCGACGCUCGAUGAUUCAAUCAGCAGCACUUUGAGGGAGAGCUUGAUGGCAGUGGUUAGCGCGUCGAAAGAACAGCAAACCAAUACCGGAAACCGUGUCCUGCUGCUUGAUGAUGGGUCACCAGCUUCAGCCGCACCGAGCCAAUCCGAUUUCCAACCAGUCAUACUGGGUCACGAAGGGCAGCGGAGGCUGAAGAGCGAGAUCAUGGAUCUUGCGCGAACUGUUGCCUCCACGUCUCAGCACACGAAGAUUGCUGCGAACAUGCUGGACUGCGUUCGGGAAUCAGCGUCCCUCAGCCAGCUGACGGCAUACUGGCUAUGCUUUGAAUUGGUCAAGGCCUCACAUGCCGCCUCCAAAGACACGGACGCUCUGUUUGACCUCUCUGCAUUUACCGACCAGUCGGACGACAUCAACCAAGUCUUUGACGAGCUUUAUGACUUUUCUGUGCAAGUGCUGGAUUCACACACCGAGACGGCGCAGGUUGACUGGCGCCUGGAAGCCAUUGCCCUUGAGAUCAUGGCUUAUGCCGCACAUAGGUCUGGCGAGAACUUUCGACCGGAGCUCGUUGACGUGCUCUUCCCCGUCGCCACGUUUCUGGGCUCGGAAAAUGCAAACCUACAGCAGCAUGCCAUUACUACGCUCAACAGCAUAGCAUUAUCCUGUAGGUACUCCAGCGUCUCAGAGCUCAUCAUCGACAACGUCGACUACAUGGUGAACUCGGUCUCGCUGCGGUUGAACACAUUGGACAUCUCUCCGGCCUCUACGCAGGUCCUGAGGAUGAUGGUACGAUUGGCGGGCCCUCGCCUUGUGCCGUUUCUGGACGAUGUCGUUGAGUCGAUGUUUGCUGCCCUGGAGAACUACCACGGAUAUACAUCCUUCGUGGAGAGCCUCUUUUCUGUGCUGAAGGAGAUUGUGGACCAAGCAUCUCAAGCGGAUGGCCGGCUUCUCACCGAAGCUGAGAUGUCAUCCAUCAAUCACAAGAAGAAGGCGGAAGAGAUGGAGAAUCUGGAUAUGCUUCUGGAGUUUCUCGAUCGGCGGAAGGAAAGGGAAGAGCGCGACAGAGCCGAGAUGGAGGGAUUAGAACCAACAGGAGGACACCCGGGAAUCCCGUGGACGAGCGGCUUGGCGCAGGGACAAGACGAACAAGACGGUGGUCAAGACCAAGAGAUGCCGCCACCAGAAGAGGAAAAGAAGCCAAACUCACCCACCUACCAACUCCUCCAGCGCGUGGCAAGCCUCACGCAGCACUACCUAACGUCGCCGACGCCGACACUGCGAAGGUCACUGCUCGAACUCGUCACCACGGCAUCCUCGGUCCUCGCGGCUGACCAAGAUGCCUUUUUGCCUCUCGUCAACGCCAUCUGGCCGGUAGUCAUAGCGAGACUGCACGAUCCAGAGACGUUUGUCGUGGUUGAAGCCUGCGAGGCGCUGUCUGGACUGUGCAAGGCGGCGGGAGACUUCUUGAGCACUAGAUGGAAGACGGAGUGGUGGGACGGGCUUGGCAAUUGGUGUCGCAAAGUCAAGCAGCAGGCUUCUGGCAGUAAGGCUCGCACGAGUGUCCCUUUGAAGAGCUCCCUUUCACAGUCUCUGCCGCAGGUCUCGGGUGGAGGGGGACUCGGCCAGUAUGCGUCGCCUAUAAGGACCUGGGAAGCAGUGGUGAAGCUCCUGACUGCUAUUGUUUCCUAUGUGAGGGUGGAGGAUGACAUGUUUGAUGAGAUAUUGGAGUUGCUGGCAGAAGCCAUGGAGAGGGACCGGGAUGUGAGAGAUGCGCUGGAGGUGAUUAAUGCAGAUGCCGUUUGGGUAGUGAGGUAUGAGCGUGGGCUUGUCGAGUGGAGGCCUGCUCCGGUCAUGGAGGGGGUGGUGUUUCCCGAAAUGGAGAGAGUGUCAUGA
Trichoderma reesei QM6a is the source of this 3135-nucleotide messenger RNA. RefSeq lists its product as uncharacterized. Bases 1 to 3135 code for a protein of 1044 amino acids. Gene Ontology annotation, biological process: chromatin remodeling. NCBI's taxonomy places the organism in Eukaryota, Fungi, Ascomycota, Sordariomycetes, Hypocreales, Hypocreaceae. The transcript has 3 exons. The record is from RefSeq and is a predicted model, not a curated record. Gene Ontology annotation, cellular component: cytoplasm.